GCUUUCAGGUUUGGCUCUUUGGAGCUGCUGCUUCUGUUUGUGGAAGGCUUCUUGGGGAUGGACUCCUACACGAUUCAGAUGAGCGGCGAUGGCAACCCGCCCCCAGUCCUGGAUGUACAUGUCAACAUCGGGGGGAGAAGCUCGGUGCCAGGAAAAAUGAAAGGCAGGAAGCCCAGGUGGUCCGUGAAGCCCUCUGACAUGGCCAAUGAGACUUUCAACCCCAUUCGGGCCAUCGUGGACAACAUGAAGGUCAAGCCGAAUCCAAACAAAGCCAUGAUUUCUCUGUCCAUCGGAGACCCUACUGUGUUUGGAAAUCUGCCUACCGACCCUGAAGUUACCCAAGCAAUGAAAGAUGCCCUGGACUCAGGGAAAUAUAACGGCUAUGCCCCGUCCAUUGGCUACCUGUCCAGCCGGGAGGAGAUUGCUUCCUACUACCACUGUCCUGAGGCGCCACUGGAAGCUAAGGAUGUUAUUCUGACAAGUGGAUGUAGUCAGGCUAUUGAACUUUGUCUAGCUGUGUUGGCCAACCCUGGACAAAACAUCCUUGUUCCCAGACCUGGGUUUUCUCUCUACAAGACUUUGGCUGAAUCUAUGGGAAUUGAGGUCAAACUCUACAAUCUAUUGCCUGAGCAGUCUUGGGAAAUUGAUCUGAAACAACUGGAAUCUCUGAUUGAUGAAAAGACAGCUUGCCUCAUUGUCAACAACCCAUCCAACCCCUGUGGGUCGGUGUUCAGGAAGAGUCACCUUCAGAAGAUCCUGGAGGUGGCUGCAAGACAGUGUGUCCCCAUCUUGGCCGAUGAGAUCUAUGGAGACAUGGUGUUUUCGGAUUGCAAAUAUGAGCCACUGGCCACGCUCAGCACCAACGUCCCCAUCCUGUCCUGUGGCGGGCUGGCCAAGCGCUGGCUGGUUCCUGGCUGGAGGCUCGGCUGGAUCCUCAUCCAUGACCGAAGAGAUAUUUUUGGCAAUGAGAUCCGAGAUGGGCUGGUGAAACUGAGUCAGCGGAUCUUGGGUCCCUGUACCAUCGUCCAGGGAGCGCUGAAAAGCAUCCUUCGUCGAACCCCUCAAGAGUUCUACCACAACACCCUAAGUUUCCUCAAGUCCAAUGCAGACCUGUGCUAUGCGGCAUUGGCGGCCAUCCCUGGACUCCAGCCAGUCCGCCCAUCGGGGGCCAUGUACCUCAUGGUUGGCAUUGAGAUGGACCAUUUCCCAGAAUUUGAGAACGACGUGGAGUUCACAGAGCAGUUGGUGGCUGAGCAAUCUGUCCAUUGCCUACCAGCAACGUGCUUCGAGUAUCCGAAUUUCUUCCGGGUGGUCAUCACUGUCCCGGAAGUGAUGAUCCUGGAGGCCUGCAGCCGGAUCCAGGAGUUCUGUGAGCAGCAUUAUCACGGUGCUGAAGGGAGCCAGGAGGAGUGUGACAAGUAGGCCCUUGUCUACUUCCCACCCCUGUCACAUCCAAGGAUGACUGGACUGAACUCUGCUGCUCCUCAGGAAGGCUGAAGCCUUUCCUAGGAGAGGGCUUCAACAUGCACCACAUGGAAGGUUCCUUAUUGUUCUUGCUUUUCCCAGUCAAGUGCCCACCCAUUCUCUGAACUUGUGAUUCUGCCCUCUCUCCAUUCAUUCAUGUGUCCCUUUCCUAUGACUUCCUCCUUUUAUUAUUAUUAUUUUUUCUUUUCUCCUGAGAGUACCAGGUAGGGAAAAAGUUUACUAGAAAGCAAUUAAGACAAGAAAGAUAAGAGUUCAGGAUGGGAGGAACCAAAAAUAGGGGAGGAAUUGUGUGUGUCCCCGGCCAUUUCUUUAGUGCUCUAAGUAAUAACAUUCUCUCCAGUCAGGUCUGCAGUUCAACUCUUGUUACGGCCUCAUUGCAUGUAGAUCUCACUUUUUUGCAAGAGAGCAAACUGGAAGGAAACUGAAGACCCUUGUAUUUGGUUAAUUAUAUUCUAAACAUUUUGGGAAACAAAUUCUAUUUUAAGGAUCAUGAACAGAGACAUUUGUAAACCUUUCUUUGGGGGUAAAGAAUUAUUUUGUGACACAAAUAAAUGUUCUUGAAUUGAUCAACUUCCUAAGUUUAGACUUGUAUAUGUUAGGCUUUCUUAAAAUAAAAGCACAUCUCAUUUUUAAGAGAAAGGAGGAAUGCAGAGAACCUUCCAUAAGUAUUGCUGUGUAAAGGCCAGAAAUAUCUUCAAUUGUCAUGGUAAUAGAAUCAUUAUUACUUUUGCUGCAGUGUCAUAUUGAUUUAUUAAUAUUUGUUGUGUUAUCUUUUUCAUAGUUUUCUAAGAAACAUUUAU
Molecule: messenger RNA, 2285 nt
Organism: Perognathus longimembris pacificus (Pacific pocket mouse)
Lineage: Eukaryota; Metazoa; Chordata; Mammalia; Rodentia; Heteromyidae
Gene: Tat
Product: tyrosine aminotransferase
Exons: 12
Coding region: 58-1422 (454 amino acids)
Biological process (GO): biosynthetic process; aromatic amino acid catabolic process
Molecular function (GO): L-tyrosine:2-oxoglutarate transaminase activity; pyridoxal phosphate binding
Source: RefSeq, a predicted model, not a curated record